AUGAGGAGAUCGAUCGCCGUCAUCGCCGCAGGCCGCGGGCUGACGAUACUGUGGGUAUUCGCGACGGCCCAAGUUAUGUGUCUGGCAACCAUCGACGAAGAGUCUGCCGAGUUGUACAGAGCGAUCAAUGAGAAUAAGAUAGGGAUGGUAACAGAAAUGAUCAAAAGUAAAGGACUCGAAAGAGCGUCGAGACAGUGGAACAUUUCACCGCUCAUAGAGGCUGACAUGGAUCCAAAGAUGGACGAUGACGGUGAUGGCGAUGUAACCGCCACCGCCGCCAAGGGACAGAAACAACACUGCCGACAAAUUCCAAGAGCACCUGCUUACGUGGCACCUGAAGUAGAAAAUACCAGAACAGGUGAACGGCCAGUGGAGAUGUCACAGGCCAAGGAGGACCUGCCAGUAUUUAGGAACGUCGAGAGUCCAUCCACGAACUAUGACGGUCAAGAGUUUGGAGACUACCCCAGCAGCUCAAAAUCGGCUUCUGAACGUCCGAGAGUCAGACGUGUCAAGAAUCAGAAGAAAAGGCUGGAAGACUAG
Macrosiphum euphorbiae (potato aphid) is the source of this 540-nucleotide messenger RNA. The record is from the annotation of a GenBank genome assembly. Lineage: Eukaryota; Metazoa; Arthropoda; Insecta; Hemiptera; Aphididae.